Messenger RNA from Monoraphidium neglectum, 1506 nucleotides. RefSeq lists its product as hypothetical. The transcript is spliced from 7 exons. NCBI's taxonomy places the organism in Eukaryota, Viridiplantae, Chlorophyta, Chlorophyceae, Sphaeropleales, Selenastraceae. The coding region runs from base 1 to 1506 and encodes 501 amino acids. The record is from RefSeq and is a predicted model, not a curated record.
AUGCUUUCAAGCAUUGCGGCCGCAGUUGUGUCGGGAGGAGCGAGCGCGGCAGGAUGGGCCCCGAUCAUAGCGAGGAGGGGCCUCAGUGUACUGGCAAACGGCGAGACUGUGCCGCUGCCGGGAUCUGCUGACGAGGCCGUGCUGGUGCGGCUGCCGCAGCGGCCGUAUGGCGCGACCGCCGAAUUGCCCGACUCAGUGGCGGCGCAGGUCAAGGGCGCGGGCCGCGUAGCGGUGCUGCGUGAGGCGUUUGCGGCGUCGGGCGUCGAGCCGAAGCAGCUGGGGCAGCUCGUUAGCCCCCUCACGCGCGGCGCCGUCGCGCUGGACAGCGCCAGCCUGCAGCCCGAGAACGCCCUCGUGGUGGACGAGUACACGCACGACACAGCCUCGGGACGAUGGGGCCUGCGCCGCGCGGCGGUCGCGGCCGCCGAGUUCCUGCACGCGCAGGGCCUGAGGGUCUCGCUGGUGCCGGAUGUGGCGGCGGCGGCGGCGGCGGGCGGCAGCGAGGGCGUGGGCAACGCGGUGCAUGCGGUGCGCAGCGGCUUGAGCCCGCAGAGCACCAACCACGUGCUCAUGGUGGCGCCGACCGCGUUUGGGUUCAACGAGCAGGCGGCGCAGGACAACGCCUUCAUGCACGCCAGCACCAAGGCGCAGGAGGGCGGCAACCCCCUCACAAACCAGGUGCUGCGCGAGUUUGCCGGCCUCCACCGCCAGCUCACCGACUGGGCCGGCGUCCGCGUGUCGCUGAUGCAGCACGCCGUCUCCCACGGCACCCCCGACGCCGUCUUCCCCAACAACUGGUUCUCGACGCACGCGGCGCGCGAGGGCGGGGGCGCGGGGGCGUCGGCGGAGCGCACCAUGGUGCUGUACCCCAUGAAGUGCCCCAACCGCGCGGCGGAGCGGCGGCCAGACAUCAUCGCGGCGCUGGACAAGCUGCAGGGCUAUGGGCGGCUGGUGGACCUCACGGGCGCGGAGCGCGAGGAGCAGCAGCGCUCCUUCGAGGGCACGGGUGUCCUGGUGCUGGACCGCAUCAACGGCGUGGCGUACGUGGCCCUCAGUGAGCGCGCCAACGCGGCCCUGGCGGAGCAGUGGGUGCAGGAGCUGGGCUACAACGAGCUCGUCACGUUCCACUCCCACGACACGGCAAACAAGCCCGUGUACCACACCAAUGUGAUGAUGGCGAUCGGCACCGGCGUGGCCGUGGUCUGCGCGGACAGCGUGCAGGACGCCUCAGAGCGCGCCCGCCUGCUGGCGUCCCUGCGCCGCGGCCGCGAGGUGGUUGAGAUCAGCCAGGCCCAGAUGGCCGCGCUGUGCGGCAACGUGCUGGAGCUGCAGGACGGCCGGGGCCUGCCCGUCAUGGCCAUGAGCACCCAGGCCCACAACGCGUUCACGGAGGACCAGCGCAGGGUGCUGCUGCGCCACGUGGCGGGCCUCGUGCACGCGCCCAUAGACACGCUCGAGAAGGUGGGCGGCGGCGGCGUGAGGUGCGCGCUGGCGGAGCUCUUCUGA